AUGACAUUCCGAGGACGUCCGAAACACGGGGACAUAAAUAGGACAUUUGAGGACACAAAUCGGACGUCCGAAGGACGUCCACGUGUUGUGUGGGCUUAUAUAACGACAAUCAAGGAGCGGGGAAGAGGUAACGGUUUUCUUGGGAAGAUCUUAAUUGAGAAACUGUUGCGUAGUUGCCCCGAUAUUUCUAUGAUGUACUUAUUAAUACGGUCAAAAAAAGGCAAGAGUCCCAAAAGCCGACUGGACGAAAUGUUUGAGAGCUCGCUUUAUGAUUGUGUAAAAAAGGAAGUACCAACUUUUCGCAAAAAAGUUGUGCCAAUCGUAGGCGAUCUCGAACUUGACGACUUAGGAUUGUCCGAAAACGAUAGAAACAUUCUAAUACGUAAAGUUUCCAUUAUUUUUCACGUUGCGGCAAAUGUACGCUUUUAUGAGAAACUCAAAUUUCAUAUAUUAGUAAAUGUUAGCGCUACCGAUACCGUUUUGCGCAUUGCUAAACUUAUGCCAAACUUAAAGGCAUUUAUUUAUGUAUCAACCAUAUAUGUGAAUUUCUGCGUGAAAAAUAUUGAAGAACGUGUUUACACACAUCCUAUUAAUUACAAAAAUAUAAUUACAUUUAUCUCAUCCGAAAACGCAAUAGAGAAGAAAUUCGCUAAAAUCAUUUCACAAUGGCCAAAUACAUAUACAUUCACGAAAGCAAUUGCAGAAGCGCAUCUCAAAGACGAAGGCGGAGAUUUGCCAAUAGGAAUAUUUCGGCCUGCCAUAAUUUCAUCCAGUGCUAGUGAACCGCUCGUCGGAUGGAAUGACAAUUUUUUUGGACCAGUAGGACUUACAGUCUCUAUAAUAAGCGGUAUCCAAAGAUUUAAACUAUGCAAUCCUGACGUCUCUUUAAAUUUUGUGCCCGUCGAUUUCACCGGAAACGCAUUAAUCGCGAGUGCAUGGGACGUCUUUAAUCAAUGGAGGAAAGGCAAAGACAUGCUAAUUUAUAAUUUCGUGCCGCCGGCGGACGCGCCAACUUUAGGUGAAUAUUUAUAUAAAAUCGUCAAUAUAAGUAAGACGUAUCCCUUAAGCGGAGCGCAAUGGUAUCCCUUUAUAAUAAUAUUACAACGAAAAAGUCUAUAUAAAAUUGGCACUUGGCUCGGUCAUUGGCUACCGGGCUUACUUGUUGACAUCGUGAGCAUUUGUAUGAAUCAUCGUCCGAGAAUGCGGAAAAUAUAUAGAAAAAUCGAUAAUAAUUCCUACGCACAGGCACCUUUUCUUAUGAAGCGGAAGAAUUAUUCACGUGAUAAUGUUGAAGUGAUAUGGAAUCGUCUCGAUGAGCGGGAUCAGCAGUUAUUUAAAUUCCAAAUGAAAAAAUUCGACUGGACAAAAUAUUUUGUCGAUUUUUACAAAGGCAUAUGCAUUUUUUUACUUAAUGAAGGUGACAGUGCUUUGGAAAUCGGUCGAAUCAGACAAAAAAGAUUUUACUGGAUACAUCAAACCUUCAAAGCUAUAUUUAUCUUUGCCAUCCUUUGGAUCAUCUGGAUAAUAUUUAUGAAAGUAUUUACAUAACUUUUAUGUGGGUUUCUAUAUAUAUUAUUAUUUAUAUUAUAUAUGUGUUUUAUUCGCUUAUCAAAAUGUUAUUAACAAGCAAAGGAAAAUAUUGAAGUACAAUUAUAACUCUACUAAAUAUAUAAAUUCUAUAUUAUAUAUAUUUAUUGGGAGGUAAAUGGUUAUAAGCAAUUGUGAAAAAGGUUUUCUUAUACGUAAAGGAAAAGAAUAAUAUUAAUUUUUUCGC
Molecule: messenger RNA, 1774 nt
Organism: Wasmannia auropunctata (little fire ant)
Lineage: Eukaryota; Metazoa; Arthropoda; Insecta; Hymenoptera; Formicidae
Product: putative fatty acyl-CoA reductase CG5065
Exons: 10
Coding region: 1-1548 (515 amino acids)
Biological process (GO): long-chain fatty-acyl-CoA metabolic process
Cellular component (GO): peroxisome
Molecular function (GO): alcohol-forming very long-chain fatty acyl-CoA reductase (NADP+) activity
Source: RefSeq, a predicted model, not a curated record